Molecule: messenger RNA, 650 nt
Organism: Aureobasidium pullulans EXF-150
Lineage: Eukaryota; Fungi; Ascomycota; Dothideomycetes; Dothideales; Saccotheciaceae
Product: NAD(P)-binding protein
Exons: 1
Coding region: 20-541 (173 amino acids)
Source: RefSeq, a predicted model, not a curated record
CAGACCCAAUUCGCUCAACAUGCCAGACUUCAACAACGAUCUCAUCCUCAUCACAUGCGCUUCAGGCAAACAGUCAUCCGCCUUGAUACCCCAUCUCCUCAAAUCAUUCAAGAAACUCCGUCUGCAAUGCAACAGCUCCAAAUCCGAACGAAUGCUCUCCUCAAAAUACCCCGGAGUGGAAGUCGUCCAAGCAGACAUGGCCUCCCCCUCCGACUGUCACCGCAUCCUAGACGGUGUAACAACCUGCCACCUAGUAGACCCACCCUUCCACCCCCAUGAAACCCAAUUGGGCAUAAAUAUGAUAGACGCAGCCAUCUCUCAACGGUUCUCCUCCUCCGGUCCUUUCACCCACAUGAUCUACAGCAGUGUCAUCUUCCCCCACCUCCGCAAACUGCUGAACCACGAUUGCAAACGAUACACGGAAGAAUACCUCAUCGAGUCCGGUCUCAACUACACAAUACUCCAACCAACACACAUGAUGGAAAUGCUCCCGCUUGCCCUACUGAUGUCGCAGAAAACACCCAUCUAUCAAGCCAAUUGAAACCCCGACACGAAAUUCAGUUUCGUCACCGUGUUGGAUGUAGCGGAAGCCGCCGCGAAAGUAAUCACACAUGCGGAAGAGCAUUAUUUUGCCACGUAUCAACUCGUCA